GCUCCGUCUAAUCUAUUGUAAAUUUAAUAUUGAUAUAAGCUCAACUGCGAAUGAACGUUAAAAGCGAGUUGAAUGUUUUCAGAUAAAUACAAGUGAUCAGGGUGUAGCGAAUAUUGCUUUUGUGAUGCAAUUAGAUUUGUUAACAAAAUAUUUAUCUACGAAUUUAGAAAUCAGUGUUUUUAACUUCUUGACAAUCUAACAAGGAACCCUUCCAAUGGUGUCCAACGACUUAAGGGUCGACACCUAUACCAAAAUGGGCACAAUACAUGACUUUUAUCGUGAACUGACAGAAUUUCCGUGUAAAAUUCACUUUUCGUCAUGUUGUGACGAUAUUUGUGGCGAGCGGAAGACCGUGCUGUCGCGACAGUGGUGACGGGGCCCUCACCCUCACCGGCACCGCAGCCAACCGCCCGUUACCCAUGCGUUAUUAGAAAUGUUUUAAAAUCUAACCUUAAUUAUUCUGAUUCUCCACGAGGUUUUCCGUUGGGUGGUAGUGGUAUUGAACAAAAAAAUGUUCGAAACAUAAAUGGUGGUUACAAUGUGCACAAUUAAUGAAACGUUCCAAAACACACAAAUCCAUCUCGCACUUAUCAUAGUCUGAUGAAAAAAGCAGUUCCUUAACAUUUUUAAACUCUUCUUUUUCAGUAGUGUAUGUGCAUGCAUACCACGAAUAUUUAAACAUUGGGAUAAAUAUUUCAGAUUGAAACUGGUUAAAAAUUAGUGAGUGCAUUUUUAAAACAUUUUCCCUUUUGUGAAUAUCCAAAUCCAAUUCAUCGAGAAUAACUCUUUCGAAAAUAAUACGACGGAAAAUUUUGUAUUGACGAAAUAUGUACUUGUCCAGCGGCUGGAUAAGUGAUGUAGCCUUUGCAGGAAUCUGUUCUCUUCGACAAUUUUCACCCAAGGAAGCAUACGUUUCACCGUCAAUCUGGCCAGCCCACGAAUCAUAAAUCAGCAUGAUGUGUCGGCCAUCUGUCAAAGGUUGAAUACAAUCAUCCACCCAUUGUUUCAUCAUCUGCUUAUCCAUCUUGCCUGAUUUUGAGACGGUUAAGUAUAUAUUAUCCGGAACCCAUAAAGUUUCACUGAUUCUUGGACCAAGCACCCCUUUCGGUUCUUGCAGACAAAGCAAGAAUUUUCCAGUGAAUUUGCCACUCAUAGAUAAUAAGGGCAUAAUUGUGUACGAAUGCGAUUUUGCGUUUUGGGAUACAACAAGUCCGAGAGUAUCUUUUUCGCCUUUGUGCGACAGUGUUCUUCUUGGAGUAUAUUCGUACGAGAAUCCAGAUUGAUCGAAAUUGUAGACAUGGUCAGGUUGUAUUUGUGCCAGAUUUUCAUUAACUCUUUGAACAAAUUCACACGCUUCAUCCUCCACGCGACGGAAAUUUUGUUGUUCAGUGGUUGUAAGAUAUUUGGUUAUCUUUCUUCCUACGAUCCUAUUGCGCACCUUAAAAUCGUGUACCCAUUUUGGACUUGCUUUAAAUUUUAGUUCGAAUUCACGUGAUUUUGUCAGGGCCCACCUUCUCAAAUCUACCUCACUAACGUGGAGCAUUGAUAAACGAGCAGCUUUGAAACGAUUUAGGACAAACUGUUCUACUUCUUUAAACAAUUGAAAAUGAAACAAAAAUUUGACUUGGACCUUGGGUCAGAUAUUUAUUUGCAAGAUGACCAAGAAGCAGAAAUUGACGAGGAUGUGUUCCCGAUCCUUGUUGAACAACCCGUUACUCCCAAUAUAGUUUUUUUUGUAAAGGGCGAAGUGGUGUUAGAUCCAGUCUCUCCUGCGCCAUCAAUUAUUUACGUGAGCAGCCCGGUUGGAUCCAACACUAGUUUCAGAAGCAGUUCGUCGUCGAGUUUAGAGGGUGACAAUUUUACACAGCAGCGACGGAAAGCGCGGAGAUUUCUCGGGAAAUUAGUUGAAGUUAAAGGGCUAUCUCCUUCAACUACCAACCAGAAACUAAUUGCGGCAGCAAUUAUGAUAUUACUACCUCCCUAUAGAUAUUCGAAGUCAGCCGACGUUUUAGCAAAUGACAUGUUCUCCGAGGAAUCUCCAUAUCCCCGAAAUGCUUAUCCCCAGAACGAAUCUCGAAAUGGGAACCAUUUUUAUGGAAGAGGACGCAUAAGACGACGAGGGAGUUACAACAAUCGAAGAGGAGCUAAUUAUGGGCACAAUUCUAGUAGAAAUUUAAGUAGACGACCAUAUCUUGGCACACAAAACGGCAGGGACUUCCGCAAUGAUGGAGCUCGAAAAAUCUACCCCUACAAUACCGGCAGUAACCAAACGUCCUAUCGGGGACAUAAUUCUCGUGGUAAUUUCAAUGAACGAUACUUUCACCACACGAUUCCAGAUGGUAAGAAGAUGACAGCGAAUGGAAAUUCGACACGGAAGGAGCCUGAAGAAGCUGUCAAUACGGCGAAACCGGUCGCAGCUUUGCGAAAUAAAUCAAAAAUUGACAAAAUUCGUGUCUAUUGGUUGGAAAUGUUUUCUUCGCAUAAACAAAGUUCCAAUUCCUAUCAGGGACUUGAUUGUUCAAGGUUGGAAAGGGGACGAAAAUGGUAAACUGUCGGAGAGAAAAGUUUUGGAAAAGUACAAAAUCCCAAAGUCUGUACUGUGCUGUAUAACUCGAGCGGUGAUGCAAACCUUCUACAGUCAAAAUGUGUUUAAUUUUGCCAAUCCUCACUCGCCAAGAUUUCCCUAUUUUGGGACCUUGUUGCACUUAAAAUGUAACAAUAAAAUAUUUGACAACUAUUUACUUUUGAAAUGUUAUAACAAGAGAAUGUAAGCCAUAAUGUCUACAGUGUAUUUAUAAUA
This is a messenger RNA of Folsomia candida, 2800 nucleotides long. RefSeq lists its product as uncharacterized. The transcript has 8 exons. The coding region runs from base 1607 to 2548 and encodes 313 amino acids. The record is from RefSeq and is a predicted model, not a curated record. Lineage: Eukaryota; Metazoa; Arthropoda; Collembola; Entomobryomorpha; Isotomidae.